Cyclospora cayetanensis is the source of this 1689-nucleotide messenger RNA. RefSeq lists its product as uncharacterized. Gene Ontology annotation, cellular component: cytoplasm. The coding region runs from base 1 to 1689 and encodes 562 amino acids. Gene Ontology annotation, biological process: regulation of translational fidelity. Lineage: Eukaryota; Apicomplexa; Conoidasida; Eucoccidiorida; Eimeriidae. The record is from RefSeq and is a predicted model, not a curated record. The transcript has 4 exons. Gene Ontology annotation, molecular function: tRNA binding; nucleotidyltransferase activity; double-stranded RNA binding.
AUGCAGGCAGAGGCAACCCGACAAAAGUUACCGCCAGUCACGAGAAGAAAGGCUGAAAAGACUCAAGCCUCUCGCGUUGAGGCGCUGCUCAGAGCGGGAGGCGGGCAGGAGGGCCCAGCUGGAGGGCGCACAUGGCCCUACGACUCUGUCUCGCAUGCCUCUCUCCUUAGCCUUUCAACGCAGCCCGUGAUACAGCACUUGGCGCGUCAGCUUAGGGCUGGCCGCUGCGUGGCCUUUCCCACGGAAACGGUGUAUGGCUUGGGAGCCGUCACCUCAAAUCCCGAAGCUGUGGCUCAUAUCUUCGCCCUUAAGAGGAGGCCCCCCUCGGACCCCCUCAUAUGCCACGUGCUGUCUUGCGAGCAAGCGCUGGAGCAGGUGGUGGACUUGGAGCUCCAAGAAGCCUCCUCGGCUCCCCCCCCGCCCCCCACCUGCACUCCCUCUCGCUCCUCAGGCUUCCAGGCUGCGCAGGGGGCUGCACAGGGAAAAGGGGCCCUCAAGAAAGUCUUCGAGGCUCUCGCAGAGGCCUUCUGGCCAGGGCCCCUCAGUAUCAUUGCGAGGCAGCGCCGUCCAGCAGGGGAUCUGAAGUCUAGAGAGGGCCCCUCCCAUGUCGGAGUUGUAGACAGUGUUACAGCAGGGACGGGCUUCGUUGCUGUGCGCGUUCCUUACCAUCCUUUGGCACUUGCCCUAUUAGCGGCCGUGGGGGCCCCUGUGGCAGCUCCCUCUGCAAAUCGUUUCGGAAGAAUCUCUCCGACGCGAGCCUCCCACGUCUACAAACAGUUUCAGCAGGAGCAGGAGCAGGAGCAGGAGCAGGAGCAGGAGCAGCAGCAGCAGCAGAACGAGCAGAACGACGACGUGUAUGUGUUGCCCGUUCUAGACGGCGGCCAGUGCUGUGCAGUCGGGAUCGAGUCAACUGUGGUAAAGCUGAGUCUGCUUGAGGGGCCCUCGGAAGAAGGCCUCCCACGAGUGGAAAUCAGGGUUCUCCGGAGGGGGCUUAUUUGCCAGCAGAUGAUUUAUGAGGCGCUCACGAGGGCUGCAGCCGCGACAGAUGAGCCUGAGGAGCGUCGAGCCACCGAGGAGGCCCCUGCUGAGGGAGCUGCUGGGCUAACUCGGGGAUUUUUAGAGACAGCAGACGUAGAAGGCGACGGGGAAAGGCCUCAAGAGAGCCCUGGCCUCUGUCUCACGCAUUACGCCCCAUGCGUGCCCUCUUUCCUCCUUGUGAGCGCCUCUCGUUGUUUCGCUCUCUUGGAUACUGCAGGGAUGCCCACUGUCGGGGAAAGGCCCCCUCUCGGCUACAGUUCACGGCUGUGUGUGCUGAUCGAUGGCGAUGGCGCCCUUGCGUCGCUCUCACAGCACUUUGCGCAGUACAUUUCUCUACACACCAAGGGUUUGCCUUGUCUAGGCGGUCCUGGGCAGCAGCAGGAUAGCAGAGCUUGUCAGCUCGCGGCAGCGGCUGCUGCCAGAGAGGUCUUUGCUGCCCUUCACGCCGCGGAAGAAGCGGCUCUGCAGCAGCAGCAAAACUCAGAAAAGCAGGUUGUAGUGCUGCUGCACGCUGCGCCGCUUGUUCAGUGGGGAGAAGAGGGACUUGCGGUGUUUGACCGCCUUUUCAGGGCAGCAUCAGGACGUACUGUGGAGCCUCUGGCGUAUGUGGGAGGCCCCUCUCCGGAAUUUCUGUUUGGAGCCGCGUCGUAG